AUGGUCGAGCUGCAGCCUGACGACCACCCACACAUCCAGGAUCUUCUCACAUGGGCCGAGGGAGCGCGCCGGCUAGGUACCGGAGGUGCGGGGCUCGAAACAGAUCGGCCAUUCAUUCCAGUUUCAGAAAUCGAGGCCUACUUUCAGGACAUUCGACCAGUAAAGAAGCUCCUGGCAGCUCUAUUUCCCCAUGACCCUCCCCAGGUGGAUCCUGAGACCAUCCGGAAAAAUUAUGCCAAAGUCUUCCUCAUACUUGUACUUACCGGCAAUGGACGUUUCAUCGUAUCUUUUGUCCGCCAUGACAGCCUGUGCGAUCGAUACCUGCCCUUCACAUCUCGACCUGCUCGUUUUCCACCAUCGACCGCAAACGCUGGAUUCUUCGAAUCGUUCUACCACCGACAGUGGGAAUUCUGCGCCCCAAUCCUUCAAUACGGAAUGAAUGUGCAGUUUGAUGAAAAGGAUUUGAUACUGCCAAUCAUAUAUAAAAAGAAGCUCGGACACGGCGGCAGUUCAAUCGUCCACAAGAUCGAAUUGCAUCCGGCGUAUAAUAAGUUAGGCCGUGAGGCUCCUUCUCGAGAGGGCUCAAACGAUCAGGACACUCACACCUUCGUAUUGAAGACGUACAACACUCCCGAUGCCGAACGCUAUUAUCAGAACGAAGUGAGCGGGUUUCUAAAUCUCAACUAUGUUGGAGGACCCAAUGCCAACAUCAUCGGCUUUCACGGGAGCUUUGUCCGGGAUGGAACAUACAAUGUGUUGUUGGAAUAUGCAGAUAGAGGGACCCUGGAACAAUACUUCGACACUAUCCAACCCCCUUCUAGCGGUGAAGACACCAUAAAGUUUUGGCGCGGAUUGUUCAAGACUUUUGGGGCUCUGGUCGCCAUUCACAGUGUGCAGCCGAGCGACUCUGCAGCGUCAUCCGACGCAUCCAUAUUUCAAGGGUGGCAUCAAGACAUCAAACCUUCCAACAUACUCGUGAAGAGUAAGAACGGAGGAUCAGACUAUGACUGUGAGUUCAAGCUUGCCGACCUUGGGUUGAGCCAUUUCAAAAAACACGUACCGUCACAAGGAGACGCAACCGAUAGAGACACUUAUGGUACUCGCGCGUACGGUGCCCCGGAGUGCUAUAGAGCUGACAGCGACAUCGAGAAAAUUCGCUUUCUAGUAAAGCAGAACGUAGACAUCUGGAGCCUUGGCUGCACUCUCAGUGAGGCAGCAGUAUGGGUCGUUCACGGAAAAGGUGGAUUGAAAGAAUACCGCCGACGACGUGGAAUUGAGACUGCGCGAAUCCCAGGCUUCAGAGAUGGCGAUUGUUUUCACGACGGGCGGGAAGUGCUUGCUACUGUCAUGGGGAUGCACAGAAAUCUCCCUGAUGACAUACGUCCCCGCGACCACGUCUCUGGAGCAACGGUGGACAUGGUGACGAAACAGAUGUUGAUAGAGGCGAACAGUAGGACACAUGCGAAAUCUUUGACUUAUCAAACCAAGAGGAUUUUGGAAGGUGCAGAGUCUAAGCUGAAAAGAUCUGGGUCGUAUACGGGUGCUGGCAGCAACGACUCCAGAACUGGUGCCCAAUCGCCACCUCGCACACCUCCCGAGCCACCGCCUGGACACGUUCAUACUCGUUCCAGCAACUCCCGCAGCCAACACUUACCCUCACACAAAAGCCAUGGUAGUCCAGCGAGUAUAUCGUAUGAUGAGGAUAAGGCUCAUGACCAAGAGCCCGUCGAUGAUUUCGUCGGCAAAAGGGCAUCCCGGCAAGUGCACUACAGCGAUCGGCCGACCCGGCAACAAAGUAUAGGCUUGGUCAGUAAUCCAAGCUAUUCCGAAUCCGAGGACCAAUAUCAAAUCCCUGAAAACCGUUUGAAUCGCGCCUUCACCGAAGUCGAUCUAUCACAAGACAACCCUUCUAGUCCCUCGUGGCAGGAACCACAGAGUACACACCGCAAGCGACGUCGAACUCCAUCUGAUCUGUUCUCGGGUGCUAAUACUAGGAACGGCCCUCAUAUGUUUUCCCACGACCGACGAGAGACCUACGACCUCAAUCAGCGCGAUACACCCACGGCUCCACCAGGAGGAGUGUCAAGAGCUAGUACUGCGACGUUGGUUCAAGAUCGACACAAUGGCUCACGAGGCGGCCAACACCAUCCAAACAUUGGUUCAGGAAUGCAGCACCCCGGAUUCGUAUCAAUUGGUUCAUCCAACGUUCCCCCUCCUAUAGAAACCCGGUCAAGGCAACGCCCUCCUUCUCUGUCUCUCACCGACGCUCAGCAGUGGAAAAAGGACAAAAAGGAGCAUAGACCUGUCAGGCUGCCUCAUGAUGAUCUUCUGGCAGAUCUGAACAAGAGGGAUCACGUCUUUUUGAUCGACAACUCCCUCUCCAUGCGACCUUAUCGUAGAGAAGUGGAGAAUCUUUUCGGGUUGCUUGGAUAUAUAGUCAAGGGGACAGACCCUGAUGGUAUAGAAAUACAGUUCACAAUGUCGCGUGAUAGAAAAGAGAGAGCGAAAAACACUGGUCAGCUCCUACGAACUUUAGAGACAGUGCGAUAUGUUGGCACAUCUAAUAUCAGAAUACAACUGGGGGACAUUUUUCAAGAUUAUCACGACAAAUUAAGGGAUCGAAAACCAACGAGAUCACUAUUCAAACUGUUGAAGUCAGCGCGGCCGGUACGACGCCAGAACUUAUAUAUCUUUACUGAUGGGAUUUGGCAGCCCGGCUGCGACCCAGCCCCAAUGAUCAAAAAGCUGGUGGGCAGCCUCGAGCAGAAUUUUAUGGAGAGAGAACAGUUUGGAAUCCAGUUCAUCCGUUUCGGCAAUGAUCCUGACGGCAUCAAUCGCCUCAAUCAGCUGGACUCCGGCUUGGGCCUAUCAAUGGACAUUGUCGAUACAGAGCAUUCGGAUGGGAACGUCUGGAAGAUGCUUCUCGGCGCGGUCAAUGACUGGUUUGACGACGAUGAUGUCAACGCCGACAGCAGUGCGGUAGCUUCCCCUGUUGUCGAUGCAUCUGCUGGCACGAACGGUCUACAUCACUUUGAAAUGCGACCUAGACACACGUAG
Messenger RNA from Letharia columbiana, 3057 nucleotides. RefSeq lists its product as uncharacterized. Gene Ontology annotation, molecular function: ATP binding; protein kinase activity. The coding region runs from base 1 to 3057 and encodes 1018 amino acids. Lineage: Eukaryota; Fungi; Ascomycota; Lecanoromycetes; Lecanorales; Parmeliaceae. The record is from RefSeq and is a predicted model, not a curated record. The transcript is spliced from 6 exons. Gene Ontology annotation, biological process: protein phosphorylation.